This is a messenger RNA of Anguilla anguilla (European eel), 2584 nucleotides long. Its product is annotated as cyclic nucleotide-gated channel cone photoreceptor subunit alpha-like. Gene Ontology annotation, cellular component: plasma membrane; intracellular cyclic nucleotide activated cation channel complex. Bases 356 to 2560 code for a protein of 734 amino acids. Gene Ontology annotation, molecular function: intracellularly cGMP-activated cation channel activity; protein-containing complex binding; cGMP binding. The record is from RefSeq and is a predicted model, not a curated record. Lineage: Eukaryota; Metazoa; Chordata; Actinopteri; Anguilliformes; Anguillidae. The transcript is spliced from 9 exons. Gene Ontology annotation, biological process: monoatomic cation transmembrane transport.
GAGAGAGAGAGAGCUGGCGCUUUGUGAUGUCCGUCAACGGAGCUGUCCGUAAUCCCUGGUCCUGAAACAAGUCAGUUGGAGUUCUCAUAUCAACUCAGAAAGUCGUCGUUGGCGUCAGAGUACCGCAAAAGUGGUAACAACAAUGGAAAUGGAAAUAACAGGUUAAAAAGCAAGAUGGGAGAACAAAACGCAGGAUUACGUUUGUUUUUAAAAAAUUGGAUUAUUUAACAUCAAAUUGCGAGGGAUUAUUUGCUGAGUGAAUUUGCGCGGACGGGUCUGGGGCUUUCAAAGAUCUACAUUCAGCUGUGAAUUCGGCCUUCUCAGCCUCUGGAUGUAACCGGCGGCAGGCCCGAGGAUGGCGAAAAUCUGCACCGAGCGGUCCUGCUCCGCCCAGCAACGGCUGUCUGUACACCCCGGCGAGGACGACCUGGAACGGCUGGAGAAUGGCGGCAGCAGGUCCCACUCUCUGUGUGACGACACGUCCUCUGAGCGCCAGGGGGCCGUUUCCACGGCCACCAGCAUACUGGCAGAGUCCCGCAGGAGUUCUUUUACCGGUGCAGGAGCCAUGGCCAGGCUCUCCCACUUCAUCCUGAUGCUGAGGAACUGGGCCUCCCACCGGCUGCACCAGGAGACCGAGCGGCCCGACUCCUUCCUGGAGCGCUUCCGGGGCCCCGAGCUGAAGGACCUGUCCAGCCGGGACAGCAACGCCCAGUCUUCCCUGGGACACCCCGACCAGCCCCGCCGGAGGAAUCGUGUCAGUCCUUGGCCACAGGCUAUUCUCAAUCUCAACAACUGUAACAACACAGAUGACAAAAAAGAGGACAAGAAAGAUGAAAUAAAAGACAAGAAAGAUGAGAAAAAAGAUGACAAGAAAGAAGAAAAGAAGGACGAUAAAAAAGACGGCAAGAAGGAUGGUAAAAAAGAUGAAAAGAAAGAUGACAAAAAGAAGGAGGACCCUCCAAAAGACUUCUGGAUCAUGGACCCAGCGACAGACCUGUACUACAGAUGGCUUACAAUAAUCGCUGCUCCUGCCUUUUACAACCUGAUGAUGCUCGUGACCAGGGCCUGCUUUAAUGAGCUUCAGGAGAGCUUCACCAAGCUGUGGCUGACGCUGGACUACUCCUCGGAUAUCAUCUACAUCAUCGACACUUUUGUAAGAUCGCGAACAGGAUUCUUGGAACAAGGACUGCUUGUAAAAGACCCAAAGAAAUUAAGAGAAAACUACAUGAAAACUAAUCAGUUCAAGUUUGAUCUUUUCUCCAUAUUUCCAACUGACAUAUUUAUGUUAAAAGUGGGGCUCAACAACCCUGAGUUGAGGUUCAACCGUCUAUUCAAAAUUGGACGCCUCUUUGAGUUCUUUGACCGCACAGAGACCAGAACCAACUACCCCAACAUUUUCCGAAUCAGCAACCUUGUCCUUUACAUCCUGGUCAUCAUCCAUUGGAAUGCCUGCAUAUUUUUUGCCAUCUCCAAGACCAUUGGCUUUGGCUCAGACUCCUGGGUGUACCCCAACAUCAGUCACCCAGAGUUUGGUCGACUGUCCCGCAAGUACAUUUACUGCCUGUACUGGUCCACACUCACCCUCACCACCAUCGGAGAGACACCCCCACCGGUCAAGGACGUCGAGUACCUGUUUGUCGUCUGCGACUUCCUCAUCGGCGUGCUCAUCUUCGCCACCAUCGUCGGUAACGUCGGCGCCAUGAUCUCCAACAUGAACGCGUCCCGCGCCGACUUCCAGGCCAAGAUCGACUCCAUCAAGCAGUACAUGCAGUUCCGGAAGGUCACCAAGGACCUGGAGGCCCGGGUCAUCAAGUGGUUCGACUACCUUUGGACGAACAAGAAGACCUGCGACGAGAAAGAAGUGCUGAAGAACCUACCGGACAAGCUGAAGGCCGAGAUCGCCAUCAACGUCCACCUGGACACGCUGAAGAAGGUGCGGAUCUUCCAGGACUGCGAGGCGGGGCUCCUGAUCGAGCUGGUGCUCAAGCUGCAGCCUCAGGUCUUCAGCCCCGGCGACUACAUCUGCAAGAAGGGCGACAUCGGCCGAGAGAUGUACAUCAUCAAAGAGGGGAAGCUGGCGGUGGUGGCGGACGACGGGGUCACGCAGUUCGUGGUGCUGAGCGACGGCGCCUACUUCGGGGAGAUCAGCAUCCUGGGGAUCAAAGGGAGCAAAGCCGGCAACAGGAGGACGGCCAACAUCCGAAGCGUGGGGUACUCCGACCUCUUCGCCCUCUCCAAGGACGACCUGAUGGAGGCCCUGACCGAGUACCCCGAGGCCAAGAAGGCCCUGGAGGAAAAAGGGAAGGCCAUCCUGAUGAAGGACAACCUGAUCGACGAGGCGGUGGCCAACGCCGGAGCCGACCCCAAGGACAUGGAGGAGAAGAUCGCCCGGCUGGAGGCCCACCUGGAGGUCAUGCAGACCAAGUUCGCCCGGCUGAUGGCGGAGUACACGGCCAGCCAGAGCAAGAUCAAGCAGAGGAUCAUGAACAUGGAGAACAGGGUGAAGACCCUGAGGGCGGAGGAACUCUCGGAAGUUGUCGAGGACAAAAAGGACAAGUAGCUCACGUGCACGGCAUUACCGAUU